Messenger RNA from Suillus fuscotomentosus, 621 nucleotides. RefSeq lists its product as uncharacterized. Bases 1 to 621 code for a protein of 206 amino acids. Lineage: Eukaryota; Fungi; Basidiomycota; Agaricomycetes; Boletales; Suillaceae. The record is from RefSeq and is a predicted model, not a curated record. The transcript has 2 exons.
AUGUUAUCGGCUACAAUUUCAACGCUAUCCCCACCUGCUCACAAUUUUGAGUGUUCUCUUCGUGAAGGCAGCUCAAACGUUAUACCUUCAAAACAUGAACAUCUUUUGAGGAUAAUAUAUGCCGGUCACGACCUUGAGAGACAAAUGUAUAUCUUAUCCCUCGACGGAAUCGACGUAAACGAUACCGAGCAAGAUAAACUAUUCACCAUGUACAGCAUUGACACGGUGCAUUCCAGCUACCUAGCUGCACAGAGCCGAGUCCGUCAAUACACCCAAUUCGUGGCGAUCUUGCAGCACUCUGAAUGUGCAUGGGCACAGAGAAUCCAGGAGAUGGGUCAUGGAGUACCGGAACCGAACACGGGUCGUAUGUCGGUUGACGGAAUCAAGGAGCAAGUUGAUGAGCAAGAUAUCCUGUUGGCGCGCACCAUUGAAACGGUAUUCGCUAACUACGCGGCAGCUCAAGAUCGAGUCCGCCAGUACACUCAGUUCCUAACGAUUCUGAAGUCCGAGGAAGAUGCAUGGGCCGAGAGAUUUCAGGAGGCAUCUUCUGUGAUGCCUGGUUACGAGCCUGUGAGGUGUGAUCACCCUAGGAAGGGUGAUCUAAUAAAGCCGUUGCUUUAA